AUGCACAGUCUCUGCCAGGUGGUUGGGGUGGAGGGGGGGGGGGGAGGUAUGGGCUGCAUUGAGGUGGGAAUGCUGGGAUGGGGAACACGAGGGUGGGGGCGGUGGUGUGAGUGGCUUUGGGCUGCUGGGCAAGGGACGGUGGUGCUGGGGAUUGCGCGGGGUGCGGGAUGGAAGAGGAUUCAGGAUGGGAUUGAAUGCAGGGGAGGGCAUUUGAGAGUCUGA
Messenger RNA from Auxenochlorella protothecoides, 222 nucleotides. RefSeq lists its product as hypothetical. The record is from RefSeq and is a predicted model, not a curated record. NCBI's taxonomy places the organism in Eukaryota, Viridiplantae, Chlorophyta, Trebouxiophyceae, Chlorellales, Chlorellaceae. The transcript has a single exon. Bases 1 to 222 code for a protein of 73 amino acids.